Mycena citricolor is the source of this 315-nucleotide messenger RNA. Lineage: Eukaryota; Fungi; Basidiomycota; Agaricomycetes; Agaricales; Mycenaceae. The record is from the annotation of a GenBank genome assembly.
UCCGGCUUGAAUGGCUCUGUCAGCCGUGUGAACAGGGUUUUGGGUGCCAGUGUGGGGCAUGGUGUCAUGGCAAGAAUGUCAGCUAUCUUGACAUCGGAGGGUUCGUUUGGCAGGACUCGCCUCGUGGGGGUGAUCACGGACGAUUCAACCCCCUCGUAGGCUGGCACGCCUGGCUCAGCAGCAUUCGUCUCCGGGGCAUCUAUCACGUUGGUGGCAGCUUCGGCAGCGGGCUCGGGACCGUAGAUGGCGGUGUUAGCAACCCACCAUCUCGGGAAGAUGUAUAGGAGGACUCGCCUCGCGGGGGAGAUUGCGGAC